GUCAACUACAAUCUUCGUCUCCGACUCGAGGAGGUCUCCGGCCCACUGAUGCGUGAAGAAGGUGAUUUCAUUGACCAGCUAGCCCAUCUUUCAUUCUAUGAUGAGAAAAAUCCGGUGCGGGAAUGGAUGGAAUAUGGUAGAUCUAACCGGGCUCCAGUUCUGGACGAGGAUGAUGAUGACGGCGACAUCCCUCUCCCGUCCCAUAUUGUCAGAGAUCAAAUAAACGUGUCAGAUCUACGUGAGGCUACGGGGAAUGAUUCCAUCAGCGAUUGGGCACGUCAAAAUAUAGGUGACACUCACCUAGGGAAGAGAAAGUUGCACAAGGGGCCUAAGAAGGGUGACUCGAAGCGUCGAAAAGGCAAAGGAACAGCAAAACCAGUGAGCAGCGACACCGAGACUGAUGAUGGCGAAGGUGAGCGUAGUCCUCCGUAUCAGGAGUCCGAGGAUAGCAGCUCGGCCGAUGAUGGUGAUGAUGGUGACGGUGCUCAGCCUAAUGCUGGUGGUGGAGGUAGUGGUGCUGAUGAUGCUGCUGGUGGUAGUGGUCAUGCUCGUGGUGUUCGUUUCACAGGGGAAACUCAGUUCACACAUGCUACUCAGGACACCGACCAUGGAGCACCGCAAUCACUUGUUGAGGGAGAGGAGAGGAAGGUAUUUGGGGAGCGAGCGUGUGUGGGCGCUUCUGGAAACUUCCACGUCUGA
Messenger RNA from Panicum virgatum (switchgrass), 699 nucleotides. RefSeq lists its product as uncharacterized. NCBI's taxonomy places the organism in Eukaryota, Viridiplantae, Streptophyta, Magnoliopsida, Poales, Poaceae. The record is from RefSeq and is a predicted model, not a curated record. The coding region runs from base 49 to 699 and encodes 216 amino acids. The transcript is spliced from 3 exons.